UUGGAGGUUUGGCGUAUCGGGCUAGGAUGCAUCGUCUUUUUGGAGCCAUCUUUAACCGUCUCAGAGCAAAACCUGGCAGACCGGGUUCGGUAUAUCUUGCGCUCAAAUAUAUUUGAUGUCGCCGAACUCGAACGACUAUGUCGUGAGGCUGUUCCCUCAUCGGAUGAAAAUGCUACGGCUGAGGAAGCGGCGCCACAAAUUGCAGAGCACCCCACAAACGUGAAUGCCGACGUGAAUACCCCAGUUGUGGUUGAUUCAAACGAUGAUGGAACAGUCGCCCAAGAACUGGAAUUAGAGCAUAUGAGGAGUACAUUGGAAGAAGCGAUUGUGGAAACGCGCAGUACGCCUCUCGAAAAUCGACCGCGACUUCCCCGCAUAGCCCUAAGCAAGCGGAAUCGGGCUGUCGUGAGGGCUCUGAACCCAAUGCUGGUGACCUAUUUGGAAGCCAGCCGGGACCUUUGCGAGACGGACUCAAUUCUUUUUGGCGCCGCAUUGGCAGUGUGCCGUAUUAUAGGCGCUAAACUUUCCACGGCUGGACGCGCUACUGGACAAAGUAGCGUUAUCCCAGCCUGGAGAAUAAGAAUUGAAGAACGUAUCGCAAAGGCUAGGGCCCUCAUCGGUAGACUGAUAUGCUUCAGGUCAGGCAACAACAGGCCAAGGAUUGUGCGCACCGUCAGGAUGGCAUUUGCUGGGACAAAUGUUAGUUUAUCCCAGCCGGAUAUAAUGCAAAAACUGACGGAGCGCAUAGACGACCUGAAGCAGAGAAUCGCUGCUUGGGGAAAGCAGAUUCGGCGAUAUACCGAGAGGUCGACACGGUUUAACCAGAAUCGGCACUUCCGGAGUGAUCAGAAGAGGAUGUAUAAAUCGUUGGAGCGACCAAUGGUAAGUGGAACGGGCCCAGCACCGAAUCAGGCCGCCACUGCAGCAUUCUGGCGCGGCCUGUGGUCAGAGCCCAUAAGCCACAGCGAGGGCCCUUGGACGGAAGUUGUGGCGAGUCAGUGA
Molecule: messenger RNA, 1002 nt
Organism: Parnassius apollo (apollo)
Lineage: Eukaryota; Metazoa; Arthropoda; Insecta; Lepidoptera; Papilionidae
Source: the annotation of a GenBank genome assembly